Messenger RNA from Pseudovirgaria hyperparasitica, 1017 nucleotides. RefSeq lists its product as uncharacterized. Bases 1 to 1017 code for a protein of 338 amino acids. The transcript is spliced from 2 exons. The record is from RefSeq and is a predicted model, not a curated record. NCBI's taxonomy places the organism in Eukaryota, Fungi, Ascomycota, Dothideomycetes, Acrospermales, Acrospermaceae.
AUGUCCUUUGUCGCCCUAACGUCUGCGCAAGCAGCCCUCAAUAGGCGUUCCGAUGCGCUGGUGACUUUGGCCUUGCGACUUGCUUACAUCUAUCUAUCCAUCAUCUACCGUCGAUCAAGUCUUUCUACUUUUUUGAUACCCAGUCUCCAUCUCGUCAUAAUAGUUCAACACUUCACGAUCCAAGUCAACUCGGCAUAUCUUCCUAGCAAAGCGAAGCCUCUAAGAUUGACACUUGCCUUCACCGCACAAACACAAACAUACUCGCUUUCAAAAAUAAUGGACCCAACCUCCAUCCGCCACGCCCUCCACAAACUCCCCCUCUCCCUACUGUCUCAUAACCAGCCAAGACACACCGAGAUGCCACCACCACCACCAUACACCGCUCGCCCAACGCCCUCCAGACAGCCCUCAGGCAUACAACCGACAGGUCUAGGCAUCCACAACGUCCAAAUGCCUUCCCUCGCCCCCCGUCAAACGCAACCAGCCCGUCCAAACACCAUACCCCUCCUCCCAGAACAAGUAAUCAACGACUCAGACCUCGAGUCCAUGGACGGCGAUGACGAUGACGACGACGAAGUCUCCGAAGACUCCACAUCCGUCCACAUCAAUGCCUCGACAACCAUCACCGGCACCGGAAACCGCGUCGCCAUGCCGCGCGUCGAGACGGCGAGGCUGGGCGCUCUGAUACAUGGUGUCCUUGCCCAGCAACAGCAACAACAGCAACAAUCACAUAUGGGCCUCCGGCGGGAUACGCGCCCGCUGAACAUCACUAUCAACUGCGGCGUCACGGUGAACGGGAAUAAUAAUGUUAUUGCGCUGACGGGUCCUGCGAACGGUGUGUUUGGAGGAGGCAGCGCUGUGCAACAGGGAGGAGUACAGCAAAGACCGAAUCCAGGACAGCUCGCGAGACCAAGUAUCGAGGCUGUUGUUGGCGCGGGGAGUGGACAGCGGAAGAGGGGUGCGGAGGAGGAUUGGGCCGGUGCGGAGCGGGCGAAGAGUCCGAAACGGGAGCCUUAG